CGAAGUGACGGCAAAGUCUAGCCAAUGUGUGCGUGAAGUGAAUGUAAUGUGUUAGGUGGUGGAGGAAGUUCAGUGAUGACAACAAGAAAGGAGAGCUAUGAGUUCAAGCCUCUUGUCUUUCAACCUGUAAGACCUCGAGGCAACUUAAAGGAUGGGACACCUUUGCCAAUGCCAAGGAGUGGACAUCGCAUUGUCUGCUUUGGACUCUCCUUUUACUCUUUUGGAGGCUACAACCCAAAGAUAACCACCAGUGAAUACCCUGAUGACACAUGGCAGAGAACACACCCACUUUUCCAGGAGUUAUGGCAGUUCAAUAUUGUCAGCAGCACUUGGACCCGUAUAGAAGGGGCAGGAAGUAUGCCAGAAGAACUGGCCUCCCAUUCAGCUGUGCGUCUGGGCCCAAACAUGCUUGUGUUUGGGGGAACGGCCAUGCCAUUCGGUGACUCAUCAUCAGAUUCGCUAUACAUGUGUCACCUGCCAACAGGAAAAUGGCAAAAAGUGAUAACAUAUGGCAACAAACCCGAGCCAAUGUAUGGACAAGCUGUAUGUCUCAGCGAUGAUAAACUUUACGUUGUGGGUGGCACAACUGGUUUCCAGUACAGCAUUGAUGUUCAUUGCCUUGACUUAAACCAAAGAGAGUGGGUACAUCUGAACCCCAGAGUAUCAAGCCACAGUUUUUGCCCAGAGGAAAGGUAUCGGCAUGAAGUGGUGGAACACGAAGGCGCCCUUUAUGUAUUUGGUGGGGGGAGGUCAGAUGCUGCAUGUGACCUCACUUAUCUUCCUACAUUUUUAAUCAAGGAACGAAUGUGGGUGCCUACAAAAACUUAUCCCGAUCCUGUCCAUAGUACUUUUCCACAAUGUCGCAGAUGUCACGUUGCCUGUAAAUUCAAUAAUUUUGUGUAUAUCCACGGAGGCUACAAUGGGGUGGAAGCAUUUGCUGACUUAUGGAGACUCAGUCUAUCAAGUUUUGAGUGGCAGAAAUUACCUUGUAAAUCUCCAGUACCACUGUAUUUUCACUCGGCAGCAGUUACUGAAGAUGGCUGUAUGUACAUGUUUGGAGGAGUAAAGAAUCUCGAAGAGAACAAACGAACUGCAAGAAUUACAAAAGUAUGGCUGAGUGUAGGAAAGCUAAGGGAUAUGUGUUGGGAAGCUCUGUGUCAUUACACUCCAACGCUGCCGAGUUUGCCUCCAGCAACUCUGCUCCAGAUGGGAAUACCCAUAUACAUUGUAGAUAGUUUGCAGCAUCAGACACCAGCAUAUGGAUAGGUUGCCAGUAAGUUAAUAGAAACCAUGUGUUGGUGAAGUCUUCAGAAGCAGCCAUUUUAAACUGCAGAUAUGAGAUGGCAGCAAAGUCAUUAUUAGUACAUCAUAAUUUAUUUAAUUUCAAAGAUUAUCCUAAAGCCUUUGCUUUCUUUGCAACUUUAUACUGUAUUGUUAAAUGCAAACAUGGGGAUACACUUAUAAAAUGUUCAGACAGGUUCACAUGGAAAUGUAAAGUACAUUCAAAUCAAUAUAUUCAAACACAAAAAAUGCAUAGACGUAUAGAUGUACAGACACACAUGCAGAACAAAGCACUCUUGCAUUCAAAUAAAUAUACAUACAUGCUUAUUCAAUAGUAACACUUAUGCAUACACCCAACUGCAUGCACACUCACUCACACACACACUUUUUUUCUCUCUCUCUCUCUCUCUCUCUCUCUCUCUCUCUCUCUCUCUCUCUCUCUCUCUCUC
Messenger RNA from Penaeus vannamei (Pacific white shrimp), 1730 nucleotides. The record is from RefSeq and is a predicted model, not a curated record. NCBI's taxonomy places the organism in Eukaryota, Metazoa, Arthropoda, Malacostraca, Decapoda, Penaeidae.